Microtus ochrogaster (prairie vole) is the source of this 960-nucleotide messenger RNA. RefSeq names its product olfactory receptor 11A1-like. Gene Ontology annotation, molecular function: olfactory receptor activity; G protein-coupled receptor activity. Gene Ontology annotation, biological process: G protein-coupled receptor signaling pathway. The record is from RefSeq and is a predicted model, not a curated record. Gene Ontology annotation, cellular component: membrane. NCBI's taxonomy places the organism in Eukaryota, Metazoa, Chordata, Mammalia, Rodentia, Cricetidae.
AUGCCUGCAGUGGGGCCAGGAAAUACCACUAUGGUGGUAACUGAGUUUUUUCUACUAGGGUUUGGAGACCUCAAUGAACUGAGCCCCUUGCUUUUCCUGGUAUUUGGCAUUGUCUAUCUAGUCACAGUUUCUGGUAACCUUCUUCUUGUGGCACUGGUAUGCACCCAACAAGGACUCCAGACUCCAAUGUACUUCUUUCUAGCAAAUCUUUCAGGCUUGGAGGUCUGUUAUACAUCCAACAUUGUACCCCGGAUGCUGGUGGACUUACUUCGGGAAGAUAGGGCAAUUUCCAUGGCAGGUUGUAUAACUCAGCUAUAUUUCUUCGGGGCCCUGGGAAGCACUGAGUGUUAUCUCCUGGCAGUAAUGUCUUAUGACAGGUACUUGGCUGUCUGCUGGCCCUUGCACUAUACAACACUAUUACACAGAACCCUAAGUCUGGGACUAGCAAUUGGCUCAUGGUUUUGUGGCUUCUCAGUGGCAGCUGCCUUCCAGGCUGCUAUGCUAUCUAGCUUGACUUUCUGUGGAGGCAAUGAAGUUGACCAUUUCUUCUGUGACUUGAAGCCUCUGCAGAAGCUCUCCUGCUCUGAUCCCUACCUGGUUAACCUAGUUUGCAUGAGUCUAACAUCCUUGGUAACCCUGGUCCCUUUUGGACUAACUUUAGCCUCCUAUUGGAAGAUUCUUUCUGUGGUCUUACAUAUCCCUUCCAUUGUUGGCAGGCAAAAGGCAUUCUCCACUUGUUCUUCUCAUCUAGUAGUUGUGACUUUGUUUUAUGGAACUUUAGUCUUGGUCUAUGCUGUGCCCUUGGCUGCCCAGGUGCCAGCUCUCAAUAAGACCUUCUCCUUGUUCUAUACUGUUGUCACUCCGAUGUGUAACCCUCUUAUCUACAGCCUCAAGAACAAAGAUGUCAAGGAGGCUGUGAGAAAAUUAAGAAUUCAAUGGUAUGAUUUUAGCUUCACUUAA